ACGAAUAAAAGCUGCUGUGGUUAUUACAUAGUGAAGUUAUCCGAAGCGAUUGUGAAGCUAAGAUCCUUCUCUUGCAUAGUUACCAGCUGAUCUUAUGACUUUUUUUUCCCAAGAAGAAGAACGCGCCAAGUUUAGUUUUGGAGUUGUGUUUAAACUGACGUUCAAAGUGACACUUGAAGUGACCUGAUCUUAAGUGAGAACAUUUACCUGCGUGAUGUCCAGACCUCACGAACAUGUUAGGUAUUUUAAUAUUUAUACAGGUGGCUGGAGGACACCAAGACAUCGAGAUAAGCGGCUUGUCAUUCAGAGCCUGGAGGCUGAGGAACCUGUGGAUCAGGAGGGCAAAGUGAUGCUUCCAGCUGCUGUAGUUCACCCAUUCACUGAAGGAGAUAGCCCUGCUAAUGCUGUGAGUUCUCAUUUGCUUCAUAGACAUCAGCUUAACUACCAAAAUAUGCCUUCACCCUAUCUCCUGAGUGCAGAGGCAUCUAGUACUCUUCCUCCAGUCCGCACAAAGUCACCCGCAACACCUGUUGUUGGCAGUGUUCUUCCAGCUCCAAAAAACCUUUAUCAUGAAAGAUUUCAAAGUACCCCUAAUAGUCAAGAAAUUGAGUUACAAACACUACGCCUCCAGGUACAAGAAAUUCAGAAUAAGUUGAAUGGGGGCAUUUUGUCAGAUCCAGAAUAUCAACAGCUGCUAAGUGAGAAACAGUCUUUGGAACAAACUCUUGGAGCCACAGAACAUGAACUGCAAGAAUUGAAAGUUGUUUUUGCCAAUUUGGAAGAAAAUGCUACCCAAACAGAAAAGAAACUUAAUCUAAAGCUUAAAGAAACCAAGGAAAAGCACCAGAUCCUGAUAGAGAAAUAUAAUAAAGCAUCAGAAGAACUUAGAUCAGUUAAAGACUACCUGCAGACCAUUCCUACUCAAGCAGAGCAUAUGCAGUUACAGAAACAACUCUCCAAGAAGUCUUUUGAAAUUGCUCAACUUAAUGAGAAGGUUAAUACUAUGGCAAGACAGAUAGCACAGCAAAAAGAGAGAGAAAGUAAGCUGAGUCACAGUGUGGAUGUGCUAAGUCAAGAGAAGGAUGAUUUGUUGCUGAAACUCAGAUUGAGUGAAAGCAUCCUUUCGGACAUUGAGAAUCAAAGAAUUUUAGCAGAGGAGAGAGGAGAAGAUACAAAGGAAAAUUUGUUGUGGCGUCUAAAUCAGUAUGAAAGAGAGUUGGAGAGUGCCAAGAAGUUACUCAGCUAUAGGAAAACUAAGAUCGAAUGCUUAAAUAAGCAAAUCUUAGAGCAAGAUAGAAAAUGUAGUGAAAAGAUGCAGAAGGAGAUGGAAUGCAGUGAAAAGCAAAGGGAGGAUCUUUGGGCCUUGCAAAGAGAACUUGAAGAAUGCAAAUUGACUGAGCAGAAGACGAGAUCUGCAUUCAAGAAUCUUGAGGAAACGCACAAGAAACUAGAGGACCAAUUAAAGGUGUCACAUACACAGAUCAAAGGUCACCAAGAAAUGUGUUCCACCAUUACAGCCUUGUUUGAAAAAAUAAAUUGUGCUGUCCUCACUUUUAAAGAUCUUGUGGAGAUAUCUUCACAAAUAAGUCAAGGAAUACCCCCAGAUCUCUCCUUACUUUUAGGUUUUCCAGACUCUGUGGAGAGGUUAGAAAAUCACAUUUUAACCACAGACGACUUGAAGUGCCGACUGACUGAAGUGAAUGAACUCAUCCACCAACUGGAAAGUAUUCGAGCAACUCUCCAAGAUAAAUAUGCAGGUCACAUAGCUGUGAAUGCUUGUCCUCAAAUGUAAUAUUAGGUUUAUAGUGAGUUUUGGUUAAUGCAGAUACCAAAUGUCACAAGUUAGCUUUAACUUUUGCUAGUAUUGUCUAUUUUUUCAGAAUAACAUACAUAUUUGUUCUUUGGGAAAGGUAGUCUUGACACUAAUUUUGUAUUUUGAGUUGAUAACCUUGUCUAUUAUGUUUUUCAAUGUAAAUGUACAUAAAAAAAAAAAAAAAAAUGGAACUAAUCAGUGAUGAACCUACCCUAAGGAUGUAUUAUGUUCAGUUGAUACCAACACGAAUUUUUCAAGUUUUCUCACAAAAUUUGUCAAUGUAAAUUGUUAAAGUUUUCACACAAAAUUUGUCUUUAUGUAAUAUUUUAUUGUCAUAUUUUCCCAGAUGUAUAUAUUCUCGUUGUCUAUUUUUUCCCCCCAAAAAAAAAUCCCAUCACUUUUCUCUAUCCUUAUCUUACUACAAGUAUCACCUUUCUCCUUACCCUACUCUAAUUCUCCAUAACUGCUUCUUUUACUCCAGCUGUGCCUGCCUGAUCUAUCAUGCUCAACCCAUUUCAAUUAUUGAAUUUUUCUUUUUCCCCGGACUGAUUUGCAUUUCAUCUCUGCAAUUCACUUAUCCAUAAUAUAGAGUAUUCAUACCCAAGCCACGAAACGAAUCUUACAAUGGUAACACCUUUUCAAAGUCUCCACUUCCCUUCUGUUUCUGUAAUGUACAGUAGCACAGGCAGUACAUCCCCUCCGUAUGUUUUACACGGUAUCUUAGUUUUCAUUGCAUUGCUUUGUAUUUCUGCUAGUUUUUACGUGAUGCCAAUUGCAUAGCAAGAUUAAAAAAAAAAAUUAAAAACAGCCUUUAUCAAUUCUGUAAUAUUGUGAUAUAUUUAUAAAAUACAAAAAUAUAUUUAUUAAACAGCAUAUUACAUUGACUUAUUUAUUCAAAUGAAUUUGUCACCAAUACACAGUGAUCUUGGCCAAAAUUCCAAUUUGUGCAGUCCAAAGAUGUCAGGAAUAACUGAACUUGUUUAUUUCUUCAACGUCCCCCUUAGGGGUCCUCAAAGAGAAUAUGACCAAGGCCUUAUGAGUGAGAAGAACUGUGUUAAGGGAUAUAGUCAGUCAUAUUCCAAACUCCAAUCAAUUCAACAUCCUACUGGGAAUUUUCUAAGUACUUUUGCCUGAUCUUUCAGGGACCAACUAAAAUUAAUGGGUAGUAGGCGGCAGCACAGCCAAUAAAUUGGGUAAUAGGGAGGGAGGCGGAUGGUUGAGGUAGACUUAAUCCCUUGGGCAUAACCCCAUGUAGCAAUGUCAGUGUAGUAUAAAACUUAACCCGCUCAAAAACAUCCUACAUGUUCAAAGACAGUCUUGGAGCCUAUUAUAUUUAAUAUAUGGUUUGUUCCUUGGUGAAUAAGAAUACUUGACAAUUUACAAACAGUGGGGCUCCUUCCAGGGGACAGGCCAUUAGAUUGAAGCAUAUUAUUGUACUCAAUAUUUUUUUCCUUGGUUAAUAGGAAUACUUUAUAUUUAGCAUAGGUGGGCUUACUUCCAAGCAACAUGCCAUUAUAUUGGAAAAUUACAAUUUUUGAAUCAAAUUGUAUUUUUCAUAGCUAACAAACCUGAGGUUUGAACAAUAGAAUAAUCAUCUGGCGCUGGCUGCAAAGCCGGUAAAAACAAUGAAAGAUUGUAACACAAGGAAUCUGUGGCAUCUGCCAACUCAUGCAUAUACACAGUGGAUGCUUGGUCAUCAACCAAAAUUGUACCCCAGGCAGG
Messenger RNA from Macrobrachium nipponense, 3535 nucleotides. Its product is annotated as myosin heavy chain, clone 203-like. The record is from RefSeq and is a predicted model, not a curated record. NCBI's taxonomy places the organism in Eukaryota, Metazoa, Arthropoda, Malacostraca, Decapoda, Palaemonidae. The transcript has 13 exons. Bases 215 to 1792 code for a protein of 525 amino acids. Gene Ontology annotation, cellular component: centrosome.